UGAAGGAAAUGGGGGAUGAGAGGAGUGAUUCUGGCAAAAGUCUUAGAGCCAAAGCAGCUGUUCAUCCCCCUCAGUGGGACUGGAUGCUGGGGAGAGAGAGCUGAUGGUGACUGAGCAGCCAGAGACUGGAGGGCCCAGGAGGUGACACCUGGAGAGAGUGUCCUGGGAAGCAGAGGUGCACCCUCUUGCACUCUGAGGAUCUCUGCUCAGCUGGAGGGUCCCCAGGUCCAGUAGCUCCCCCCACAGAGGGAUCUGUGAGGAUGAGGGACUCAGGCUGGUGGUGUAGGUAUCUAGUGUCAGUGGGAGUGAUCGAGAUCAACAAGGUCACAAGAUUCUUGGUAAGUGGGGGCAGAGAUACAGUAGGAAGAAGACAAGAAAAAAGGGGCCUAUACCACUUGUCUUCCAAAAAAGAGAGCAGAAGUUGGGGGCUCAGGGUCAGUGAGGGAAAGAAUUGGUCCAGGAAGGGUACAUACAUAUCUUUUUUGAGAGUUAUUACUUCUGGUUGAGGGGAACAGCAUCCUGCAAUAUGAAACUUGGUACUAGGUGGCAGGAAAUUUAAUUUCAGAUUAGAUUUCCCAUCAGCCCUCAGUAGUAUUGUGGCCUUGAGCCAGUCACUUACCCUCUUUGUGCCUCAGCUGACUUCAUCUGUCAAAUGGCAGCAGUACUGUUCAUUCCCAGGUUAGAGAGAAAGAUUUUGCCAAGUGCCUUUCAGCUCUGCAGCCUGCUGGGUCAUUGAGUGCUGCUUGUUUGGCUCUGUCUUGAGGCUUCUCUAUCUUGCAUCUCAGCAUCCACAAUCUUCUCCCAAGUACGAAUCUCAGAAUGUCCAAUGUCUCUCUACUCCCCUCCCUUAAUAUCACCCUGCUUGGAAGCCUAAUCUCAACACAUCAGAGACACAAUUUAUUGUCGUCCUUGUACACCACUCCCCGACCCCGGCUCCUGCACUUCCUACCAAUUGCUGGUAUCCCCAUGUCACCAUCCUGGUCACUGGUUUUAGAUUUCUCAAUCAUUAUUGACUCUUUAAUCUCCUUGACACCUCAAUCCAAGUCCUUUUGUUCCUGUCUCAGUGCCCAUUUACCCCUUCCUUUUAUGGCUUUCCUAAUUUUAUCAUCCCUCUUCUGGGACAUUGUCAACAGAGCCUCCCAGCUAUUUCCUUUGUCUCCAGUCUUGGGCCUUCCUGUCAUCUGACAUUUGUUGCUGAUAGAGCUCAGGCUCAGGUUCUUGGAUGUAAGUUUGUUGUUGUAUGGGGACCAUCCAUGUGCUUUACCCCACAGAGUUGAGGUCAGGUUGGCAUUUUAUAAAGAUCUUUCUGUGUGUUGGACAGAAAGCAGACUGGAAGAUGAGCCUGGAGUUAGGGACUGUUGUAGUGGUCCAAAGGACAGUUGCUGAGGACUUGAGCUAUGUGGUGACCUAAAAUGAUAGUGAGUAGGAGGCAGAUCCGAGAAAGGCCCAAGAGAGAAAAUUGGCAGGAUUUGAUUACUGAUUCCUUGUCAUAACUAAGCAGUGAUUAGGGGGAUGGGUAAGAAUGAUUAUCAGGUUUCUAGCACAGGAGACCAGGCUGAAAGUGGUGCUACUGACUGAGACAGGGAUCAGAAUAACAGCCAACAUCAGGUUUGAGCACUUACCAUUUGUUUCUCCUUGCACUAAGGUUCAUAUGAAUUAGGAGGAGCCAAGGAGUCAGUUUAAGUAGAGAGAUGAGUUCAGAAUUGGAUUGUGGCUCAGUCAUGUCAGGAACAUAACUGGCAUGAAGGUUGCCAGGGCUUCUGGAUCAUCCAUGUGAUGGUGCUAACAUGUGAGACCUUGGAGUAAAGAGACGGGAGGAUCAUCACUGCCCAGGGAAGACACCAAGUUGGACGCUUCCUCAGCCCUCACACUGUCCUCUGUGCCCCACACUCUGGCACUGAGCCAGAAGAUUGGCUCUGGGGCAGCAGGAACCUCUUAUUUUAGGAGGUGGUGACCUUCAAGGAUGUGGCUGUGUACUUCACCCGGACAGAAUGGGCUGGCCUUUCUCCUGCACAGAGGGUCCUGUACAGGGAAGUGAUGCUGACAAAUUAUGGAAACUUGACUUCCCUAGGAUCCCCAGUCUGCAGACUUGCCCUGAUCUCACUUCUGGAGGGAGGGGAUUUGCCUUGGCUCCUGGAGGCACAGGGUGACCCACCUGUGAAGAGGACCACAGAUGUCUCAAAAGCCCCUGCCCUUCACUGAGGGAGCCCAGGUGAUGGCAGCCAUGCCCCUGGAAGCCCGGCACCAGGAGGUGGUGACCUUCGAGGACGUGGCUGUGUGCUUCACCCGGGCAGAAUGGGCUGGCCUUUCUCCCGCACAGAGGGCCUUAUACAGAAGUGUCAUGUUGGAGAAUUAUGGGAACUUGACAUCCCUGGGAUACCCAAUUCCCACACCUGCCCUGAUCUCACUUCUGGAGGGAGGGGAUUUGUCCUGGGGCCUGGAGGCACAGGAUGACCCACCUGCAGAGAGGACCACAGACAUCUGUAAAGAUACUGAGGCCAACAUUGACAGUGAGUCCACAUCAACCCAGGGAAUUUCUGAAGAAAGAGACAUGAUGUUGUCACAUGGUCUGCAGAAGAGUGUUCUUCAGAGAACCAGCUUCCUAGAAACAUGUAAGCUGGAGAAGCACCAGGAAAUCCCCACAGUGAAAAAUAUUAGAGGAAAGGUUUCAAGAAUUCACUGUGAUAGGAAACCCUUCAGAUGUCAGGAGUGUGGGAGAUGCUUCAGCUUUCUUUCUUACUAUGUUAGACACCAGAGAAUCCACACUGGGGAGAAACCCUUUGAGUGCAUUGAGUGUGGAAAAGCCUUUAAUGGCAAUUCUUCAUUAAUUCGGCAUCAGAGAAUCCACACUGGAGAGAAACCCUAUCAGUGUGAGGAGUGUGGGAGAGCCUUCAAUGAUAAUGCAAAUCUCAUCAGGCAUCAGAGAAUCCAUAGUGGGGACAGACCCUAUCUCUGUACGGAGUGUGGAAAUAGUUUCACCAGUAGUUCUGAAUUUGUGAUACAUCAGAGAAUCCACACUGGAGAGAAACCUUACGAGUGUAACGAGUGUGGAAAAGCUUUUGUUUGUAAUUCACCACUACUUCGACAUCAGAAAAUCCACACUGGAGAGAAACCCUAUGAAUGUAAUGAGUGUGGCAAAAGCUUCAGAAGGAAUUCCCAUCUUAGCCAACAUGAGCGUAUUCACACAGGGGAAAAGCCUUAUACUUGUGAAAUAUGUGGGCAAGCCUUCAAUUUUCAUACAAAAUUAACUCGGCAUCAGAGAGUCCACAGCGAGGAGAAACCCUUUGACUGUGUAGGUUGUGGAAAAGCCUUUAGUGCUAAGGAACAAUUGAAAAGGCAUCUACGAAUCCAUAUUCAGGAGUCUUCCUAUGUAUGUGGUAAGUGUGGAAAAGUCUUCACUAGGAAAAGAAAUCUUCUUCGGCAUCAAAGAAUCUAUACUAGAGAGAAACCCUAUGAGUGUGUGAAGUAUGAAAAAGCCUUCAGGACUUCUUCCCAGCCAGGUCAUGUCCAUCCUGGAGAGAAGCCUGUGCUGGACAUUUGUCGUUUUGGCCUCCCAGAAUUUUUUACCCCCUUUUACUGGUGAUAGUACACUAAAUUUCCUGUUGGAUUCCAUCUUCUGCUCAGGAGUGGAAUGUGUGACACAGGCCUGGCUCAGCUGCACAUUCCUUCCCGCAAGCCAUGGCUGUUGGUUCACAUGUCAGUAGGUGAAUCAAGAUGGUCCAUUUAGAGUCCCAGGACUUGGCAAGAGUUAACAGGAAGACAUACUCUCUUUUUUUCCCCUUGGUCUUAAAGCUGAUAGGAACUCCUGGAUUCUUGUGGAGGCUGAGAAUAGUCAGCACAGCAAAAGAGAUAGCAGAGUUGGAGAAUAAUCAAACCUUGAAGAUUCUGCUUGAACAACCACAUUAAACCAUAUCUGAACCUAGAAAUACAUCUGGGUUUUAGAAUUCCAGUAACCAAUAAAUUCGAGUUUUGUUUUUGUUUUGGUUUUUUGCUCAA
Equus caballus (horse) is the source of this 3996-nucleotide messenger RNA. NCBI's taxonomy places the organism in Eukaryota, Metazoa, Chordata, Mammalia, Perissodactyla, Equidae. The record is from RefSeq and is a predicted model, not a curated record.